AUGGAAUAUUUUAUGGCAAAUUUUGACACAAAAAAAAGAAAUGUCAAAAAAGAAAAAAAUAAUGAUAGGGAUGUAUUUGAUAAAUUAUAUAAAUUACUCAAAAAAACAUCAACAUUUCAGGAGACUUCUAUUAAUAGUAAUGGUGAAUGGAAUAAUAAUAAUAAUAAAUAUAAUAAUAGUAAUAAUACAACUCCUGAAUAUAGUAUAUUAACAUCAAAUGAAAUGUAUACAAAAAUAUUUAAAAAUCUUGUUACAACUGUUAAACCAUCAAAUUUUGUUGCUAAUAGUAUGGCAAGAAAUUGUAUCUCAAAAGCUGAUGUCUUAUUUGACAUUGAUGGUGAUGAAUUUGAUGAAGAACAUUUGAUGGAUAAUGUUAAUUUAAUAUCAAUAUUAGAUAGAAAUAUUGUUGAAAAUUUUAUUAGAAAACAGAAAGUAUAUAAAAAUGGUAUAUUUGAUUCUACUAUUGAGGAUACUGAUACCGGUGAUAGUAGUAGUUUUAGAAGUUUUACUAAACCAUCAUCAAAUAAUUUAAUUUUUUCUGGUUAUCAAGUAAUAUUUUCAAUUAUUCUUGAUUUACAAGAUCAAAAUCCACAUAUGUGUAUAAAAGCAUUACAAGAAUUAAAAAGACAAUUAGAAUGUAUACCUUUUCGUAAAUUACAUUAUACUAAUACUGGUAAAUUUAAAAAUAAUAAUAUUUUCCAAAUGGCUGAUACUCCAAGUAAUGAAAUUGAGGUUAUGACACAUUCAAUGACAACAAAAUUAAAAAUAUUACGUCUUCAUUACAAUAAAACAAUAGCAGAUUUAGCUCAAAAUUGUUUAUUAGGAUUAUCAAUAGCUUAUGGAUCUAUAAAUAUGAUAUUUGAUAUAAUAACAAGUAUUAUAAUAAAUGAAAGAUCUACCUCAGAAAGAUUAGUAGAAUCUGGAGAAUUUUUUAAACAACAACAAAUUUUUUGUAAUGAUGAUUAUUGUAGAGUACCAUAUAAUUUUUAUCAAUUUGUUUUAUUUAUUCAAAAAAUGUCUUUAUCAUGUGGAUGGAAUUUAGAUAGAUAUUUAGAUUUAUGGUAUGAAGAUACUAUUGAUAAUCAUUCAUUAUUAUGUCAAUUUAAUAUAAAAUUUAAAUCAACAUUAAAAAAAAAUGAAAAUAAAUUAUUUUCUUCAAUAACAUCAGAUGGAACAUAUUUAUAUAUUCUUAAUAAUAAUGGUUUAUUUAAAAUUGGUACAGGUUUUAAUGAAACAAAACGUGGACAUAUAUAUAUGUCAAAUGUAACAAUAUAUGGUAGUGAAAAUAGAAAUUUAUAUUUAUUUCAAAAAAAUAAACAUGAAUAUUUGUUAAUUGAUAAUACACUUAUAACAUCAAGUGAUUUUAAUUUUCAUAAAACAUUUUUACUUAUUGAUAAAGGAACAUUACAAGAUUUAUAUCAUAUUGUUGUUAAAGCUCCAGCAAUCUCAACAAAAACAACAUUUAAAGAUCAUAUAUAUUUUGUUGAUAAUAGUAAAAAAGAAAAUUAUGAUGAUAGUAAAUUAAUGUUUACAUGUCUUGAUGAAAAAAGUAAUGAUUUAGUUAUUGAAGAAUUAGAAAUUAAUGAAAUGUUUGAAGCUAUACAAAAAAAUUCUGAUAACGAUGAAAAAUAUUGUUACUCUAAACAAAGAUAUCAAUUAGUAUAUUAUUCAUUUGUUAAAAUUAAUUCAUCCUCUGAUGGUAAUGAUAUUAAAAAAAUAAAAAUACCUAAAUAUCUUUUUCAAAGAAAUAUAAAAAAUUAUUAUGAAAUUAAAGAUUCAUCAAAUAAAGAAAUUAUAGGAAAAGUAUUAUUAACUAAUUGUGGUAAUUUAUGGUAUUAUGGUGAUUGUCAAAAAUUUGGCCUACAAAAUAAUGGUACUGAAAUUGAUAGUGAGAUAGAUGAUGAUGAUGAUGAUGAAAAUCUUGAUGAUGAUAAUGAAAAUUUAUCUAAUGAAAGAAAAUGGAAAAGAUUUACUUUAUCAAAUUUUUUUAUAAUUGAUAAUGAUAAUGAAAAAAUUAAAUAUAUAAGUUAUACACAUGAUAUACCAGAUUCAAUGUUACUUACAUUAGAUAAUGGAAAAGUAUUAUUAUUAGGUAAAAGUAUAUUUACAUUACCAUUAAUUAAAGGAAAUGAAUUUAUUAAUACACCAACAAAAAUAUCAUCACCAAAUAAUUUUAUACCAUCAUUAUAUGUUAAAGAAGAAAUUUUACUUGAUAAUGAUAAAAAUCAAAAAACAUCAAUUCCUGUUAGAAGAAUAAGAUUUAAUUAUAAUAAAAAAAAGAUUGUUAAAGCAAUAUUAAAAAAAGAAUUUUGUUUUUUUAUAUCUGAAACUGGUAUGAGUUAUAUGAUACCAUUACCAAAAUUAGGUAAAAAUAAUUGUUUUAUUAAAACUAUUCCUGAUUCUCCUGAAGUUGCAAGUUUAGAAAAUAUAUCAGUUAAAGAUAUUGUAUUUGGUAAAAGUCAUGGAGUUGUAUUAGAUAAACAUGGUAAAGUAUGGACAUUAGGUUUUAAUGAUAAAUUUCAAUGUGGUAGAGAUGGAAAAAAUAAUGAUAAUAAUAUGACUAAUUUUUUAUUUAAUGAUAAAAUUUUAAAUUUAUCACCAAGAAAUGAAGAACAUUCACCAGUUAGAAUAUCAACAAAAAAUAUACCAAUAAAUUCAUUAUGUCGUAAUGAUAAUCAUUAUUUUUCUCCUGAUGAUCCACCAACAAUAUGCCUUAUUUGUAAUAAAUGUAGUGCUAGAGGUAAUAGAUGUAGUUAUGCUAUGACACAUUCUGAAGUUACAUAUAAUAAAAAAUCAGGAAUAGGUUUAAAAAAAGGUGAUUUAUGUAAAUGUUUAACUAAAAGUAAUGGUAAAGUUAUUGGUGUUUGUUGUAGAUGUGGUAUAUGUAAAGGAUGUGCUACAAAUUAUAGUACAUAUAUUAGAGAUGCUCAUAAAAAUCCUAAUGAAACUAAAAAAAGAAAAGAAAUAGAUGAUAAAAUUAAUUAUGAAUGGGCAUUACAAUUACCUAUUAAUGAAAUUAUUAUUGAUAUUAAAGCUGGUGAUAAUCAUUCAAUAAUUUUAACAAAAGAUGGUUCUGUUUAUACAUUUGGUUCUAAUGACUAUGGACAAUUAGGUAUUGAAAAUAUUGAAAAUGAAAGAAAAGAAAAAAAAUAUUUUUAUAAAGUAUCAUUUGGUGAUAAAAAAGUUAAAAUUGAUCAAAUUAUAGCUGGACCAAAUAUUUCAAUUGCCAAGACAGAUACUGGUGUAUUAUGGUUUUGGGGUUUAAUAGAAAAAGGUUGUAAAAAUAAAAAUAAAUUAAGAAUAAUUAAAACAAAACCAACAUUAUUAAGUGAUAUUAUUAAUGAAAUAAUUGAUGAUGAUUUAAAAACAAAAAGUGAUAAAAUUUUAAAAAAUUGUUCAUGUUCCUGGUUAUGUAUGUCAAAUAAUUCAUUAAUUCUUCAAUUAAGAAAAAAUCUUUUACAAUCAAAUUUUUGUGAUACUAAAUCAAAUAAUAAUCAAUUAAAAUUAAAUAAUUGUAAAAUAAUUGCUGAUAAUGAUUAUUAUGUUAUUAUGCCAAAAAAAGUAACAAAAAAUCAGGUACCAAAAUAUAUAUUAUUAAAUAAAAAACGUCAAGGAACAUUUACUCAAUAUAUUCCAUUUAAUGAUAAUUUACUUUAUCCAAAAACAUCCAUAUCUUUUGAUACAAUUAAUACUGAUAUUAUAUGGUGUUAUGAUUCUAUUGAUAUGUCUAUAAAAUGUUACAAAAAAUAUCUACUUAAAUUAUAUCAUCAUCAAAUAAAUGAUUAUGAAGAUAAAAUAACAAAAUUAAAUAUUCAUGAAAAUAUUUUAGUUUCUGAAGCAUUAGAAUUACUUAAUUUACCUGAAUAUAUCAUACCAGAUAAUCUUUCAUAUAUUACAAGUAUUAAUAAAUUAUCAGAUACUCAAAUAGGAUUAAUAUAUUUAAAAUCAAUCUUAUCAUAUACAAUUAUAAGUUCACUCUCACAUUCAACAUAUGAAAAUUGUUAUCUAAAAGAGGAUAGAAGUUAUGAUCCAGAAAAUUUUAAAGCAUGUAUUAAAAAUGAAAAUAAUGCAAAUAUAUUUCCAUAUCCAAAUUUAACAAGAUAUGUUGGUAGUAAAGUUAAUGAUAAAAAUAAUUUUAAAAUUUUUAAAGUUUCAAGAUUUACCUCAUAUUCUAAUGGAUGGUCUUAUUAUAUACCUAAUGCAUUGACGGCUGUUGAAGCAAUAUCAUUUAAAAGUAAUAAAAUUAUUAAUUUAUGUGGUAUUGGUCUUUUUGGUGGUAAAGGUAAUUAUAAGGCAAAUGUUCGUAUUUAUAAAUUAAAAGGUAUUAAAAAAAUUGAAGAAUUUGGAAAUGAUGAUGAAUUUGCUGAGAUAUUAGCUAAUGAAGAGGUAAUGUAUGAGACUGGUGUUCAAAGAUUUAGUAGUAGAAGAGAAAUUGAUAUUUAUUGUGUUAAUUUAAAAAAACCAAUAAAAUUAGAAAGAGAAGAAUGGUAUACGGUUGUUGUUAAUAUGACUGGUGAACCAGGAUUUUGUGGUAAAAAUGGAAAAGAAAAAGUAAGAAUUGAUUCUGGUACUGGAAAAGAAGAAAAAAAUGGUGAUAUUAUUAUUACUUUUAAAAAUAGUUUAGCUGCCAAUAAUGGAACUGAUAUUAAAGUUGGUCAAGUUCCAGAAUUAUUUAUUGAAAUACCAAAAAAAGAUUUUCAUGAUAAUGAUUAUAAAGGUGAAACUAAUACUAUAUUAACUUCACCAGCAUUAAGUACAUUAAAUGUUGUGAUGGCUGAAACAAUAAUAAGUACAAUGACUGAUGAAAUGUAUAAUUUAAAUACACUUAUUACAAUAAAUACUGAUGGUAUUUCAAAUUUAUUAAAAAUUAUUGAAUGUACUAUUGAUACAUGUUUUGGUUUUAAAAAUGAUCUUACAAUUUAUGAUGAUAAUAUUGAAAGUUUAACAAAUUCAGAUGAUAUCAAAUGGAAUAAAGAAAGAUCAAUAUCAUUAUGUAUAAUGGGAAUUAAAAUGUUAACAUAUUGUAUGAAAUUAAGAUAUCCAAAAGAAUAUUUUAAUUAUAAAACUAAUGGAAAUUUAAAACAUAAAUAUAGAUAUAUAUCAAAUCCAUUAAAUAUUGACUUUUUAUAUACUGAAGCUGAUGCUGAUAUAAUAAUAAGAUUUUAUCAAUUAUUAACUUGUAUCUUAAAACAAGCAUCAAAAAAUAUUUCAUGUAAUGAUAAAGGAAUAUAUUCUUUAGCAAAACAAACAUCAGAAACAUUCAUUUUCUGUGGUUAUUUAUUUUUUUCAAUAAAAGAAGUAAUAAUGGGAAAUUUGAUAAAAUGUAUUAUACGUUCAGAUAUGAAUAAAAAAAUAUCUGUUGAAAAUUUUAAUUACUGGAAAUUAUAUUCACUUUUUAAAUUUAUUUAUGAUAACAAAGAAGAUGGACAUAUUGAUGAUUUAUAUUCAUUUAUGAAAUUUUAUGAACCCAAUUUUUGUGGUAAUGAAUUUGGUCGUAGAAGUAGUGGUUGUAAUGUUUUUGAAAAUACUAAAUUUGGUUAUGAUCUUGGGCAAAGACUUAUAACAUCAAUUGAUACUAUUGGUUAUGGUAAUGGAACAUUACUUCAAAGAGAAAUUGAUGUAACAACAGAUGACUUUGAUAAAGCCUCCAAACCAGUAAAUAUUAUAAAAUUUUUAUUUGGUUUUGCUUUUGAAAAAAAUAGUAAUAAAAGAGAUGAUGAUGAAAAUAUUGGUGAAAAUUAUAAAAAGAUAAGAUUUAAGUUAAAGGAUAUAACACAAAAACUUUUAACAUGUACAUUUAAAAAAAUUAUUAAAAGUUAUUCAAAUAUGUGUCAACAACAAAAUAUUAUGGCAAGUUUAUGUAGAUUUUCAAAAAUAAGUGGAGGAAAAAGUUGGGAAUAUUUAAAUAAUAUUAAUAUUAAAACAGGUACUUCUAAUACUAAUGGUAGAAAGGGAAGUUUAACAGGAAUUCAGGAAAGAUCAGUUGAUGCUAUAUCAUUUUCAAUAAAUAAUUCUGGAGUUAUUUUAUAUGGUUUCAGUAUAUUUACUGGUUCACUUAUUAUGGAAAAAAAAGAAGAUAUAAUUUGUAUGUUUGAGGCUGAAUUAAUAGAAAUUAAUGAAAAUGAAAGUAAAGAGAAUCAUAAAAUUCUUGAUCAUGUUACUGGAUCAGUUGAAUUAUUAAAAUCUUCUAAAACUCAACCUUGGAAUGGUGAGGCAACAGAAGAUGGUGUUGAUGCAUUCCAAUGUCAUGAUAUAUUUUUCUCCAAAUCAAUUUUAUUAUCACCAAAUAUGGUAUAUACAAUAAAGAUAAGUUUUUAUUUUUCAAUACCAUUGAUAACAGCAAUAAGUUUGCCAAAUUGUUGUUAUAUAACAUAUUUUGGUGAAAAUGGUACAUCAACACUACAAUUAAUAAAUGGAACAAAAAUAACUUUUUUUACAAGUGAAUUAUGUAAUAAUGGGACAACUGUUAGUAGAGGACAAGUACCAAGAAUAUUAUAUACUAUUAGAGAAGAACAAUCAAGAAUUGUUGAUAGAGAAACAACUAAAGAAAUUUUAAGAAAUCUUGCUGAUAUAAUAAUAGGAAAUGUUGUUGAAAAUACAAAAAAUUUAAUUGUUAAUGAAAAAGUUAUUCAUGAAAAUGAAAAUCAAGAAAUAAAAAGUAAUGAUAAUAGAAAUGACUCAAAAAUUAUGGAUUUAAAUUUUAUGAUAAAUAUUAUUAAUUAUUCUCACAUAUUUUCUGAGUUAGAUAAAAGAAAUACCUCAAUAAUAUUAAUGAAUCUUCAAAGUUUAAUUAAAAUUAUUGGUCCAAUAUUAAUGGAAAUGAAAUGUAAAUAUUAUAGUUUUACUAAUUUUCCUGAAAACAAAAUACUUUUAUCAAAUUAUUGUCGUUUAUAUAAUGGAACAAAUAUCUGUACUAUUGAAUCUGAUCAUCCCUAUAAGAGGGGUUCUUUUGUGGCACAAUUUGUUAAAUUACAUGAAAAAGUUGAUUAUAUGACAUUACUUUUUGAUCCAGAUUGUUGUAGUUAUUCAACAAAUGAUAAAUUAAGUAUUUUCUUAGUUAAAGAUAAUUUAGAUGAAAAAGAUUUUACCAAUAUUAAUGAUGUUGUUGUAAAUGGUAAUUUAGAAAAAAAUUUUAUAAAAAUUUGUACAUUUUCUGGAAGAGGAAAAAAAUUUGAAAAAAAUAGUGGUAAUUGGCCAAUUGAAUUUAUUACAUUACCUGGAAAAAAAUUAUUAUUUAUCUUUGAAUCUGUUAGUAGUGAUGGAAAAAAUUUAUUAACAAAUGAGGAAGAAAAUACUUUUUGUUGGGGUUUCAAGUGUACUGUAACAGGAUAUAAAAAUUUUGUCAAUGAAAAUAAAUAUUUUGGUGUUUGGAAUGAAAUGAAUAUGAUAGAAAGAUUAGAAAUUUUAGAAAAAGAACUUGUUCAUAUCAUAUCUGAUGGUUGUAGAUUAUUGAUGUUAAAUCAAAAUAAAAAAAAUUUAAAUCAUGGAAUGAUUGGAUGGUGUGAAGAAAAUGAGAGGGGAAAAAAUUUUUAUAAUUUUAUUUCUAAACAUGAAAAUAUUUUAAAAAAAGGAUUAUUUAUUGAUGUUAAACUUCAUAUUAAAGAUAUUAUUGAAGAUGGUAUUAUUGAAGAUAUGGAUAUUGAUGAUAUUUAUGAUGAGGAGGAUGAUUUACUUACAAGAAUGGGUAAUGGACAUACUAUUGAAAGAAGUUUUUUUAAUGAUUUUAUAGAAGAUAAACUUUUUUCUAAAGGUAGUAUAUUUUUAAGAGAUAUUCUUUUUGAAAGUAAUGAAAAUGAUGAGAUUGGUAGUGAUAGAUAUGGUAAUAUAAUGGCACAUGUUGAUAGUUUUGAUAAUUUAUUAACAGAAUUUAUUGAUUUACGUACCAGUGAAAUUGAAGUUCAUUUACUUGGAAAAGAUGAAGAUGAUUGUGAUACAAAUAAUGGUAAUUUAGAAUCUAUCCAAGAACAGGUACUUGUUGGGCAAAAAAUAAUUUUAAGAUUAAUAUUAAAAGAUCAACAUGGUAAAAUAUUAAGAAAUGUAGAUAAUUUAAAAAAAUGUUUUAUUGAAAUAAGAGAAUCUAUUGGUGAAAUUAUGACUAGUAAUAUUCAAUAUUCUAAUGUUAUACCACCAUACAUUUCUAAUAUUAAUAAUUAUGAUAGUUUUGAGGAAUGUUAUGAGGGAAGAAAAAGGGCACAGCUAUUUUCAUUGAUUGCAGCACAUCCAUAUAAACCAUCAAUAGCAAUGAAAUCAAAAUAUAUAGCAAUGACAAUAAAUCCAAUAUUUCAGGAUUAUUCAUUUGAAGAGAUAAGAUGGAGUUACAUGACAGGAAUGAAAAAAGUAACAAAAGAAAAGUAUGAAUUUAUUUAUGAUAAUGAAACAAAUAGUCGUAUUGUUGAAUGGAUACCUAAAAAAAAGGGAAUCUAUAAAAUAUUAGCAUAUCUUGAAGAUAAACAAUUUUUAAUAAAUCAAAAUGUUUCAUUAAAUGUUGAGGAUGUUGAAAGAUUAAGAAUAAAAGGGAAAAAAACUAUUUUAUCUUUUACAACAGUUACUAAAGAAAAAUCAUUAAAAGCAAGUUGGGAUUAUAAUCCAUAUAAUUCUGGUGUUCGUAUAAGACAUGCUCCAUCACUUCAAUCAUAUACAAUUGGUGUUAUAGUUCAUACAACAAGAUUUAAUUUCAUUGAUAUUAUUGAUAAUAAAGAUGGUAUUUGGUUAAAAGUUAAUAUAAAUGAAGAUGGAUUAAAAAAUUUUCUUUUUAAUAAAACUGAAAUUGGUUUACCUGAUAAAGAUUGGCAGUAUGGUUAUGUUUUACAAUAUAGUAAAACAUUAAACGUUGAAUUAAUAAAAAGAGAAGAUUUAUUACUUAAUGAAAGAGGUAAAAGUCCAUUUGAAGUUGAAAUUUCACAUAUAUCUAAUGAUAUCAAAGAAUUAUCUACAAAUAUUAAUAAUUUUGAAUCUAAACAAGAUUAUGGAAGUAAUUGGAAUAAUAAAGAAGAACAUAUUAGAAGUACUAAAAUAAUUUAUAAUGAUAAAAAAAUUCUUUUAACACCAUUUGUAUUUAAGAGUUGUCGGGCAUUGUUUGCCUCAUAUUUAUGGCAUACAAAUAAAUCAAAAAAAAUUGUUAAUGUCAUAGAUAGAUUAACUGGAGGAAAUAAUGAUAAUGAAAAUGAUGAUUUUAUACAUGAAUUAAAAAAUUUAUGGAAAAAAAUUAUUAAAGAAGUAUUAAAAUAUCUUGAAAAUCAAAGAUAUAUUAUGUCAAGUAUAGAAAGUAUGAGAGCAUCUAUUCCUGAUUCUGAUUUAUUAUAUCAUAAUAAUUAUAAAAUUUAUGAAACACCAACAAAAGACUUGACAACUAAAAAUAAUGGUAAUACAAUAGCUUUAUCUUUAUCACCAGUUGGUAAUCCAAAUGUUCCACCAUCAGCAUUAUUUAAAGGUACCCCAGUACAUGUAUCUUCAAAUAUGGGACAUUGUGAAUUAUGUAGUAAAUAUUUUGAUAAACCAGUAACUUCACAUAUGAAAACAUCACAUCCAGGUUGUGGUGCUCCAUCUGGUGGAAAAGGAUAUAAUUCAGCUGGUAAUUAUACAAGUGGUUGGUCAGGUUCAUGUGGUGAAGGUGCUCCUAGUAAUUGUGCAUGGUAUAUACUUUGCCUAAAAUGUCGUGAUAAAUACAUGAAUACGGAUGUUACUGUUGUUAAUAAAAAUUCUUUUUCCUAUGGAACUGGUGCUGUUGAAGAUAUUAGUGAUAAAAAUAGUAGUGAUGAGACAGAUGAAACUUUUAUUGAAGAUAAAUUAGAAGAAGAUAUAAUAAAAAAAGCAAUAUUUUUAUUAAAAUUAAAUCCUUACAUUAAUGAAAAUAAUAACAUUAAAAAAAAUUUCCAUCAAACAAAAGUUGAGGAUUAUGAUGAUGAAGUUUUUAAAACUAUUGAUCAAUCAGAUCCAGAAAUUCUUCAUUCAAUAUUAAAAAGAAAAUCAAGUUUAAGAAAAAAACAUUAUUCAGGAAGUGAUUUAAUAAUAGGUAAUCAAAAUACUAGUGCUAUAUCUGAUCCAGGACCAUCAAAAUUUUCUAUUAAUUUAAUUGAUGAUAACAUUGAAGACAUGAAAAAAGAUGAUAUCAAAAAAUUAAAAGUUAACAAAAAUUUAAAUACAAAUAAAGAAAUUUAUAAAAGAACAGCUAGAAGUCAAGGAAAUUAUCAGGAGUAUGAAGAUUUAGGUAGAGAGAGUUACUCAUUUUUUGAUACACCAAAUAAUUCAAAAAUUAUAGAUGUAAGAAAAAUUGAGCAUGAACUUUUUUCAUUUGUCUUUGAUAAUACUCCAACAGUUGACUUGAAUUUGAUAAAAAAUCAUUUAAAAAAUUGUAUCAAAACAUCCUUUUUAUUGUCAUUUACUUAUCAAACAUUUUUAAAUUUAAUUAGAAUUGUGUCAUCAGAAGAGUCCAUUGAAGAUAUACUAUUUAGUCAUAUAGAAACAUUAACAAUAUUUAGUAAUAAUAUGUAUAAUUAUAUUUCAACAAGACAAAAAAAAUCAUACUCAUUUUUUAAGAAUCUCAAAAUACUUCCACAUCCUGGUAAAAUAUGCCUUUUAAGUGGUGAAGAUUUGGUAAAAGAAGUUGUAGAAGAUUUUCAUAAUUUUAUUGUAUCAUUAUCUUUAAUUAUUAAGGCAGAAGAUGAAGUUAAAGAAGUUCAAGAUAUGACAAUAAUUGAAAUAGAUAAAUUUAGAAGACUUAAAAAUCUUUGUCUAAAAAAUUGGAAUUUUCAAUAUACAAGAUUUGAUAAAGAUAUACUAAAAGAGUUAUGUUGUAUUGUUAAAAUUCUUGGUUCUAUUAUGUCAUCAGGUUCACCAAAAGAAGGUAAAAAGAUGUUUUUAAUGAAAUUAAAAGAGAUACAAGAUCCUUCUUUAAGUUUAUGGUCUUCUACAGGUUGUGGAGAAAGUGAAGUUAAUAAAUUUAUUAAUAUAACUAAAAAACUAAAAUUUGACUCAUCUUCUAAUACAGAAAUUUUAAAUGCUAUUAUGGAAGAUAAUUUAGAGACAUUCUGGGAAUCAUCUGAAGACAAUAAAAAUAAGGAACGUUAUAUUGAAGUUGAAUUUGGUAAUUUAGCUAUCUUAAAACAUAAAGAAAAAAGUAGUAAUACUUCUUCUAAUACAAUUAGAGAAGUUCCUGAAAUUGUUGCUGUUUAUAUUGAUAAUUCAAUUGAUGAUAAAAAUUUUUAUAUUAAUGAAGUUGUUUUUAAAGCUUACACUUUCAAUUUAGAAUGUUGUUAUGAGGACAACAAAGUUGAUGGAAAUUGUGAAUUUGUUGUUUUGAAAGACAUUAAAUUAAAGAAAAAUUUCAAAGGAUGGGUUAAUUGUUAUUUGGGAAAAAUUAGAUAUGAUUUAAAAAAGAUAAGAGUUACAUUAAGAAGUCCCAAUCAAUUGGUUCGCCUUCGACGUCUAAUAAUCCUUGCUGGGGAGGAUAAUGUUAUGGAAAGAAAAAUUGACUAUCAAGAGAGGGGAGAGAAAAAUAUUAGUAAAAGUUUUAGUUUUCCUGAUAGUACUUUGGAGGAUACUUCUUCUGAUGAGGAACAAUCUUCAACUAAUAAUACACCUAAAGUUGAAUCUGAUGCUUUUAUUCUUUUUAAAGCAAUAACUGGACAGGUAUUUGAGGAAAAUUUAAAUGAUUCAGUUGAUGGAGGUUGUUGUGAGGAUGAAAAAAGAUAUGAUGAUACAAAAGUAGUUAAUGUCAAAGAUGGUAAUGGAACAAAAUUAAGAAAUCAAAUAUUAGAUUAUUUAUUUUCUAAGAAUCACUUAGAACCAAUUAAAGGAUAUGUUAGUGUUCAAAUAACUAAAGCUCUUCAAAAAGAAAUUUCUAUAUUAAAAGAGAGUAAAAAGAAAAGAAUACCAAAAAUUAAAAAUGAAUAUGAUGGUAUAAUUAAUAAAAAUCAAUUAAAUUCUAAAUAUAAAUAUGCUUUGAAUCUUGUUAGUAUAAUUGAAAAAUUAUGUAGUCAUAAUUUUGAAGAUAUAUACGAUGGUCCAGAAUUUAAAAGUCAUGAUUUAUUAACUUCUAUUGAAAAGAUACCUGUUGAAGUUAAAGCUUUAAAAACAGAUGUUUUGGUAUUGUUUAGUGAGUUAUUAGAAGUUGUUAGUGAUGAUAUUACUACUGCUAAAAGUGUUCUUGAUGGUAUUGAUAAAACAAUAAAAAUGAUAAAUAUAAGUGAAAAGAAAAACUUUGUAUGUGAAGAUGUUGGUAGAAAAGUUAUAAAAAAUAUGUUAAAUAUUGUUGUUAAUGGUGCAGAAGUUGGUGUUAGAGUUAAAGGACAAAGAAGUAUGGAAAUGUUUGGUUAUGAAGAUGGUGAAGUUAUUGUAAAAGGUGAUAAUAAGCCUGGUUUUGAUGGUAUACAAAAUGAUAAUAGUAAUGAAAAUAUAGAUAUUGAAUUUAUUAUUAAAAGAUGGUUAGAAAAAGUUAUUACAAAUGAUGUUGAUGGAGAAUAUGGUAAUUGGCCUAUUUUUAUAAAAGAUGAAAUAUGCUACAAUAUUAUUGAAGCUAUCAAUUAUUGUUUAGGUAUAAAAAAAAGUUUUAACAAAGAAGAUAAAAUUCUUUUAAUUGAUGAAUGUUAUUCAGAUACAAAUACAAAUAAUUUAUCAUCAAUACUUUUGUAUAAUCAAAAUAUAACUAAUUAUAUAAAAUUAAUUGAAAAACCAAUUUUUUGGAUGGCAUUAACAUCAUUAUCACUUUUAACAAAUAAACAAUGGUUAGAUUUAUCAAUUUUUCAAAAUAAUAUAUCUAAAUCAACUUAUUCAAAAUCUCCUGUUGAAGGUAUUCAAGACAUUAAAGAAUUACCAUUUUGUGAAAAUCAUGAUGACUAUGAAACUAGAGCAUCAUUAAUAUGUUAUGAUUGUGAUGAAAUGAAAUUAUGUAAAACAUGUUUCAAGACACUUCAUUUAAGUAAAAAGAAACGUGGUCAUUCUGUUUUAACAUUACCUUCAAUUAAUUUAGAAGAUGAUACAAAUAAUUUAGAUGAAUCACAAAAAUGUUCUAAUAAAGUAAGUGUUGAAGUUCAUGAAGGUAGUAUAAGACUUAAAAUUGAAAAUAAAUUUUUAUUAUUAGUUAAUAAUAAAAGAUUAAAAGGAAUACUAGAAUUACAUGAUAUUAAAAAUAAUGUUGAUAAUGAUAUUGAAAGUAAUAUUCAUAAUGAAAAUGGUAUACAUCGUGCAUUGAAUAGAUUGAAACUUUUUGAUAAUCCUAUUUUAUAUAAAAUUUGUCGUUUCUGUGAAGGACCAUUACAAACGGAAGUAGAAAAAUUAAAUGGUGUAUGUUAUCAAAGUGAAUGUGAAAAAUAUAAAGGAAAUGUUUGUAAAAAGGUUCAUUCUAAUUGUGGGCAUUUUUGUAAUGGUAUAAUUGGUGAAAAAGAAUGUCUACCAUGUUUAAAAUGUCCACAAAUAUUUAUUGAAUUUGAUAAUAAUAUAAAAGGAAAAAUAAAUCAAGAUAGUGAUGAUUUAUGUUCUAUAUGUUAUACAGAUAAAUUAGGUUCAGCACCAUGUAUACAAGUAACCUGUGGACAUAUAUUUCAUUAUCAUUGUUUAAUGACUGUUCUUGAAAAUAAAUGGAAUGGUCCAAGAAUAAGUUUUAGAUUUAUGAAAUGUCCAUUAUGUCUUUCUAAUUUAGAACAUAAAGAUAAAGAAAGUAAAUUUGAAAAAAUAAUGAAUGAUUAUAGAAUAUUAUAUGAAGAUGUUAAAAAAAAAUCAUUAAUGAGAUAUAAAUAUUAUUGUAAUAUUGGUACACCAAAACAAUAUCUUAUUGAUAUAGAAGAUCAAGAUAAUGAUGAUGUACUUGUUGAGGAAGCAUUACAAAAAUUUAUGUAUUGUUUAUGUUAUAAAUGUGGUAAAGCAUAUUAUGGUGGUGAUGUUAAUUGUCAUCAGGUUCUUUUACAAGAAGAUGAUGGUAAUCAACAUAAAAUAAUUUUUAAACCUGAAGAAUUAAUUUGUGGUGGUUGUUCUAAUGUAGCUGGUGGUGGUAGUUGUACAAAACAUGGUACAGAAUAUAUUGAAUAUAAAUGUCGUUUUUGUUGUUCUGUAGCAGUAUAUUUUUGUUUUGGCACAACACAUUUUUGCCAAAUAUGUCAUAGUGAUUUUCAAAGAUUAAUGAUAUUAAAAGGUGAUGAAUUACCAAAUUGUCCUGUUGGACCAAAGGCAACACCAAUAGUUAUUGAAGGAGAAAUAAAAGAUAAAAAAGAUGUUUGUCCAUUAAAAAUUAAUCAUCCUGAUACUGGAAUUGAAUUUUCACUUGGUUGUGGUGCAUGUAGAAAUAUUAGAGAAUUUUAA
Messenger RNA from Strongyloides ratti, 14292 nucleotides. Its product is annotated as E3 ubiquitin-protein ligase MYCBP2. The record is from RefSeq and is a predicted model, not a curated record. NCBI's taxonomy places the organism in Eukaryota, Metazoa, Nematoda, Chromadorea, Rhabditida, Strongyloididae. Gene Ontology annotation, cellular component: nucleus. The transcript has a single exon. Gene Ontology annotation, molecular function: zinc ion binding. Bases 1 to 14292 code for a protein of 4763 amino acids.